Messenger RNA from Durio zibethinus, 2724 nucleotides. Lineage: Eukaryota; Viridiplantae; Streptophyta; Magnoliopsida; Malvales; Malvaceae. The record is from RefSeq and is a predicted model, not a curated record.
AUGCUAAAAGCUGAAACUGCCCAUAUAACAGGUGUAAAAGGUAUAACUAAAAGUGAAAGAUGUUACACUUCAGUAACUUUAGAAAAAGAAAAAUAUAAACAUAUUGAACUAGAGACUCCAGAGAAAGAUGUUUCAAAGUCUAUACCUAACAAGAAAGUCUACGAGUUUUUGAAGCUAGUCAAGCACAACGAAUAUUCUGUGGUGGAGCAACUGAAUAAGAUGCCAGCCAGAAUUUCUCUACUAUCACUUUUUUUGAACUCUGAACCACAUCACAAUACCUUGUUGAAGGUAUUGAAUCAGGCUUAUAUGGCCUAUAAUGUAUUUGUGGAGUAUAUGAACCACUUGGUAGGGAAUCUAGUGGUGCCACAUCACAUCUCUUUUAGCGAUGAUAAGAUUUCACCUGAGGGUAAAAAAAGCACCAAGACAUUGCACAGCACUGUCAAAUGUAACGAUCACAUAGUAGCUAAGGUCCUUAUUGAUAAUGGAUCAGCUAUUAAUGUCAUGCCUGUGUCUACUCUAACCAAGCUGCCUUUUGAUAUACCCAUAUCCAAAACAGUUAGAUGGUGGUUUAAGCAUUUGAUGGAACUAGACAAGAGUGACACCAGCUUGGAAUUUUUGGAUAUCACUGACAACAGCUUUGGAGGGAUAUUACCUGAGUGCAUAAGCAAUUUGUCAACUGCUAUCACCAUUUUUGCUGUGGAAGGCAAUAACAUAGUGGGGAGAAUACCAGCAGGAUUUGGAAAUCUAAUCAACUUGGAGGUGCUGGUGGCAGGAGAAAGUCAAUUAUCAGGUUCCAUUCCAUCUGUGAUUGGCAGGCUUCAAAAGCUAAAAUUAUUUGAUGUAAGUAUUAAUUCUAUCUCUGGAUCCAUCCCCGCUUCAUUGGGAAAUUUAAAGAUGUUGAUCAAGUUGAGUCUAAAUAACAACAAUCUUCAAGGUGAGAUUCCUUCAAGUCUAGGCAAAUGUCAAAAUCUGAUUUUAUUAGAUCUUUCUAAUAACAAUCUCAGUGGUCCUAUACCUUCCCAAAUAGCUAAACUAUCAUCCUUGUCUAUCGGUCUAUCCUUAUCUUCGAACUGUUUGACUGGCGUGCUUCCCCUUGAAAUAGGAAAUUUAAUAAAUCUUAGUGAAUUAGAUGUUUCUCAAAACAUGUUAUCAGUUGUCAUUCCAAAUGAUCUUGGUAAUUGUGUAAGGCUGGAGGUACUACUGAUGAGAGGCAUUUUCUUCAAUGGAUCAAUUCCUUCAUCUUUGAGUUCAUUGAGAGGUCUUACAAAUUUAGACCUUUCUAGAAACAAUCUCACUGGUAAAAUUCCUGAAUUUCUUGUGACAUUUGGGGCUUUACACUACUUGAAUCUUUCUUACAACAAUUUCGAAGGUCUAGUACCAGUUGCUGGAGUCUUUAAAAAUUUAAGUGCUGCAUUCCUUGAAGGGAACAAAAAUCCAUUGUUAAGGUUAUCGUAUCAAAGCAUCUUAAAAGCUACUAAUGGUUUCUCAUCAGCAAAUUUAGUAGGCACAGGUAGCUUUGGUUUCGUAUAUAAAGGAAUUCUUGAAGAGAAUGGAACAAUUAUUGCUGUCAAGGUACUUAAAAUUUUGAUUCAUGGAGCUUCCAGGAGUUUCUUGGCUGAAUGUGAGGCCUUAAAGAAUGUUAGACAUCGAAACCUUGUCAAGGUAUUAACAGCAUGUUCUGGUGUGGACUUUCAAGGCACUGAUUUUAAGGCUCUUGUUUAUGAAUUCAUGGCUAAUGGAAGCCUAGAGGAUUGGCAACAUCCACCUGUUGGCAUGAAUGAAGGAGAGGAGGCAGCAAAAAGCUUGAAUUUUUUUCAGAGAUUGAAUGUGGCAGUUGAUGUUGGUUGCGCAUUGGAGUAUCUUCAUCAUCACUGCGAAACACCAAUUGUUCACUGUGAUCUCAAACCAAGCAAUAUUCUACUUGAUGAUGAAAUGGUUGGCCAUGUAGGUGACUUUGGCCUAGCAAAAUUCAUUCCAUCAGACAUACAAAAUAACACUUCAAGCCAGUCAAGCUCUCUUGGGUUCAGAGGAACAAUUGGUUAUGCCCCGCCAGAAUAUGGCUUGGGAUGUAAUGUGACAUCAUAUGGAGAUGUGUACAGCUAUGGCAUUCUUUUGCUCGAGUUGUUUACAGGGAGAAGACCCACUGAUGAAAUGUUUAAAGAGAACGUGAGCCUUCAUAACUUUGUUAAAACAGCUUUGCCAAAUCGAGUGGUUGAGAUUACAGAUCCCACUCGUCUUCAACAAAGUUUCGGAGGAGAAACAAUGAUGAACAAUACUUUAAAUGACAGCAGCCAAAAAGAAAACAGACUUCUUCAGAGCUUGAAUUCGAUAUUUGAAAUUGGAAUUGCCUGUUCUUUUGAAUUGCCAACUGAAAGAAUGAACAUGGCUAAUGUUGUUGCUGAGCUUUGUUCUAUAAGAGACAAGCUGCUUCCAACUCGAUCAUUAAGAACAAGAGCUGCAGCUUUGCCAAAUCGAGUGGCUGAGAUUACAGAUCCCACUCUUUUUCAACAAGGUUUUGGAGGAGAAACAGUGAUGAACAAUACUUUCAAUGAGAGUAGCCAAAAAGAUACCAGACUUCUUCGGAGCUUGAAUUCCAUAUUUGUAAUUGGAAUUGCCUGUUCUUUUGAAUUGCCAACUGAAAGAAUGAACAUGGCUAAUGUCAUGCCCCAAAAUCGAAACAUAACACGACCCUAUUACCUUGAAGUAAACCCCAAAGUAAUAUGA